Molecule: messenger RNA, 1265 nt
Organism: Schistocerca gregaria
Lineage: Eukaryota; Metazoa; Arthropoda; Insecta; Orthoptera; Acrididae
Exons: 4
Coding region: 374-1051 (225 amino acids)
Source: RefSeq, a predicted model, not a curated record
AAAUUGAACUUCUAUUUUCGAAUAAUGCAAGGAACAGGACAGCGAAAACAAUGUAAAAUUUAAACAAGGCUGGGGAAAAUUUUUAAAACAAAAUGGUGCGUCAAAAUAAAUGAUCGUGAAUUAUGCUGGGAAGCGUAAUUUAAUUUUGACUUUCGAGCUUCUCAACAGAUAAUCACCAGAACUUUAUUCAAGACCAAUAAUAAUCUUUUAUAUAAGGUUCGAAUAAUAAUAGACCAAUAUCUCUUGGUAACUAAUAAUACAAAGAUAUUUCCCUUGCGUCUCAGAUUACGAGAUAUGAAUUGAGCGCAGUCUAGCGAUAAUGCUACACACUAACGUAGUGGAUAAAUAAUUACUGCUUCGGUACGGUUAGGUGAUGUAUCCGUGUGUGCCAGUUGCUACGCCAAUAUACGCAAUAUCUACGAAUCAACAACUUUUACCAGAAGGUAUGACUCCUUUGUUUGAGAAUAAGUUUUCGAGGUUGUUACCUCUCGUAGUCUGGGAGAGAAGCAACGGCUGGUACCAGUAUGUCAAAAUUCUGAAGAACAUGUCCAUAUGGGAUUUCAAACUAGGCAAGAUAUUUAUCUCUAGCCUCUUCAACGGAGUGAAUUGUAUCGGAAACUCCUCCAUUUUGAGAGAACCUCCAGAGAAGGUACUCGAUGUGUUAAAGCUUUAUGUUGCUCUUAAACUUGGAAGUGGUAUGGUUGUUACUUGCUCGCUAGCGUCCGACUUCAAAAGCCGGAUUAUGUCGAUGUACGAAUCAUUCUACACAGUAGUGGAUAAAGAAGAUAUGAUGAUGGAACCAUGCCCUCAGCUUUCGUACCGAGGCCUUCCCUGUAAUUCCGGUUUACCAGAGGUGGCCAGACAACGGGAACAUAGGUACAAAGACGAGGACUCGCCUUCUACUGGUAGUGCUGGAACAGCCCUGGUACGUCGCCCAGUGGCUUACCGUAUCAUCCAAGGCGCCGCGCAGAUGUGUGAUAAAUUCCUAGACUACGUGCCACUUAUCGGAAAUGAUACGUUUCCAUGGAUGUCUACAGCAGAGAGACAGUAAGAUUCUGUGUAAAAAUAUUUGCAGAAGGGCAGUUAUUUGAAUUUCGUAGCUGCCAGUAGCGUUUAGUAAUUGUAAAGCAGCUAGGUCAGAAUAUGAAACAAUAAAUUAUGAAACGGUACCAAAUAUGUCGAAUAUCUGAAGAUAACAGAAACAUUUCGAACGACAGUAACUUAAGGCCUUAAUAAAGAAAAAGUUUUGAGACAAAGUUUGUACU